UGUCAUUUGUCCCGUCAGCAGGUCUCCUCCUCCUCCUCCUCCUCCUCCACUUCUCUCCUGUCCUUCUCUCUUCUUCACCUCCUCUCCUUCACUUCACCGGUCCUGCUAACUGAUGAUGGAGAGUUCGGUGAAAGCAGCUGAGGUGUUGGUGCCCCCCCAGCCCAACAAAUCGUCCUCCGCCCUGGAACCUCAGAGCUCUGAGGCGGUGGAGGUGGCGGCUGCAGCCUCCUCCGACGUCUUUGACCCCAUGAAGGAGUUCAGCCGACGUCUGGAGGACAUCAUCAGGACCUACGGGUCUGCGUCCAGUCUCCUGGACAAACAGGGUGUUGUAGAGGCCGAUGUGGAAAAGAUCAAGGAGGAGGCAAAAGGUGACAUCACAGUUGCCAUGGACACAGAGGUCUCUCUCAUCAUGCAAAGCCUGAGCAAGCUCUCAUCCCCAGAGGAAAAACUGGACGAUCUUGUCAAGAAGUAUGCUGAACUGGCGGCGAUGCGACGCUGUGAUGCACAGAAGCUCUGUGCUCUGCAGCAGAAGAUGUCCAUCCUGCUGGAGGAACGGCAGCAGCUUCAGGCCGAGCGUCGCAGCGGAGUCGCAGCUCGUGGUGAACUGGAGAGUCUGUGCAGAGACCUGCAGUCACACUACAACAUGCUGAGGGAGGAGACUCUUCAGCGCUGCAGGGAGGACGAGGAGAAGAGGAGGGAGAUCACCAGCCACUUUCAGGACAUGUUGAAUGAGAUCCAGAUUCAGAUUGAGCAGCACAGCACCCGAAACGACAAACUGUGCCACGAAAACAGCAGCCUGACCGACAAACUGGAGAGCCUCAUGAGCCAGUGUGAGAAGAGGGAGGAGAGUUUGGAGAAAAUCAACAAACAUCGCGACCUCCAGAACAAACUGACCGAAGCCAAACUGCAGCAGGCCAACGCUCUGCUGGCUGAGGCAGAGGAGAAACACAAGAGAGAGAAGGAAUAUUUGCUUAGGGAGGCUAUUGACAAAACAAAGAAAUGCUUCGCUAUGAAGGAGCAGGAGCUGGCCAUGAAGAAGAAGCUGGCCCUCUACGCUCAAAAGUUUGAUGAGUUUCAGGCAACACUGGCCAAAAGCAAUGAAAUCUACGUCCGAUUCAAGAAGGAGAUGGAUAACAUGUCCGACAAAAUGAAGAAGAUGGAGAAAGAGUCUAAUCUGUGGAAGACGAGGUUUGAGAACUGCAACAAGGCUCUGACUGACAUGAUUCAGGAGAGAACAGAGAAAAGCAAAGAGUACGACUUGUUUGUCCUGAAAAUUCAGAAGCUGGAGAAGCUGUGCCGCGCCCUGCAGGAAGAGAGGAAAAUCCUUUAUGACAAAAUCAAAGACGUCCGUCGCUCUAACACCGAGAUCCCGUUCAAGGUCUUUGGCAGCUCUAAAGUUGACACCAACCCUGAGCCUAAGGAUGCUGGUCAGCCUGCCCUCCUGACCUCUGAGGAGGUCCUGGAGAUCGAGGAGAAGGACCCGGUCCUGACGGAGGACAUGGCCCGUCUGAAGGAGGAGCAGGCCAAGCUGCAGGAGUUUGCCGCCUCCCUGUUGGCCACACCCAAUGACCACGAAGAGGAGGAGAGUAAAGAGGAAGACCCUGAAGAGGAUAUGGUUGCUUCAGCAUUUGUCCACUUCAAAACCAAAACUCAGGUCAAAGAGGAUCUGGUUCCAGUCCCUGAGCUGGUGGAAGAGGUGAAAGUUGAGCAGGUUCAGAAUACAGACGUGCUCACAUCGGAAGCUCCAACACCUGAGGAGAAGACAACUCCACAACUAGAAGAGGCCAAGGUACAGACACAAGCUGGAGAGGUUGGAGAGGUGCAACAAGUGAAACCUGAUGAGAAGAUCGAGCCUGUUGUAUCAGCCCCAGAGAUCCUGGAGGAGGUCCCAGUGGAGAAGGAGAGUGAGAAGCAACAUCCAGCUGAACAAGAACCUUCAGGGUCUGCUCCACCUUCUGACAGCACACCUAAAACAGAUGCUUCCUCCGAUGCUGACUCCAAGAAGCAAGCACCAAAGAAAAAGAAGAAGAGGAACAGCAAGAGUGAAAGCUAAACUUUAGGAUGUGCAGAAAGUGUGUGUGUGGUGUUACUAGAGCAGUGUGUGUGUGUGUGUGUUCAUAACUGAAACCAUACUGUGCCUUUGUGACUUCCUUUUGUAAAAGUUAAACUGAAGUGUUCUCAUCCCUUUCUAACGAUUCAGGGUCACCAGACGAGGACAAACAAAAUAAUAAUAAUUUAAAAGAAUUAAAAGUCAAAGAUUUAUUUUGGACUGACGCAGAGAAUUAAAGGGCUUAUUGACCGAGAAGAGGUCUGAGUCAAAGUCACUGGUUGGUAUCCAUGCCAGAAAAAAAAUAAAAUCAUAUCAUGCAUUGGGACAUCUCCAAUAAAGUGAUUUCUUUAA
Molecule: messenger RNA, 2401 nt
Organism: Mugil cephalus (flathead mullet)
Lineage: Eukaryota; Metazoa; Chordata; Actinopteri; Mugiliformes; Mugilidae
Gene: txlnba
Product: taxilin beta a
Exons: 11
Coding region: 113-2053 (646 amino acids)
Molecular function (GO): syntaxin binding
Source: RefSeq, a predicted model, not a curated record